AUGGACGGGUCCGGAGAGUGCAGCCUCCCGGAGCUGGGCAGCCAGGGCUCCGGAGCCGGCGAGGACAUUGAGAUCGUCGUGAAUGUGGGGGGUGUGCGGCAGGUGCUGUACGGAGACCUUCUCAGCCGGUACCCCGAGACCAGGCUGGCGGAGUUAAUUAACUGCUUGGCUGGGGGCUAUGACACCAUCUUUUCCUUGUGCGACGACUACGACCCCGGGAAACGGGAGUUCUACUUUGACAGAGACCCUGACGCGUUCAAGUGUGUCAUCGAGGUGUACUAUUUUGGGGAGGUCCACAUGAAGAAGGGUAUCUGCCCUAUUUGUUUCAAGAAUGAGAUGGACUUUUGGAAGGUGGACCUCAAGUUUCUGGACGACUGCUGUAAGAGUCACCUGAGCGAGAAGCGUGAGGAGCUGGAGGAGAUAGCGCGCCGUGUGCAGCUCAUCCUGGACGACCUGGGCGUGGACGCGGCCGAGAGCCGCUGGCGGCGCUGCCAAAAAUGCGUCUGGAAGUUCUUGGAGAAGCCCGAGUCGUCGUGCCCGGCGCGGGUGGUGGCCGUGCUGUCCUUUCUGCUCAUCCUCAUCUCAUCAGUGGUCAUGUGCAUGGGCACCAUUCCCGAGCUGCAGGUGCUGGACGCUGACGGCAACCGCGUGGAGCACCCGACGCUGGAGAACGUAGAGACCGCGUGCAUAGGCUGGUUCACGUUGGAGUACCUGCUGCGCCUCUUCUCCUCGCCCAACAAGCUGCAUUUUGCCCUGUCCUUCAUGAACAUCGUGGACGUGCUGGCCAUCUUGCCCUUCUACGUUAGCCUCACGCUUACUCACCUGGGUGCCCGCAUGAUGGAGCUGACCAACGUGCAGCAGGCGGUGCAGGCCCUGAGGAUCAUGCGCAUCGCCAGAAUCUUCAAGCUGGCCCGCCACUCCUCGGGUCUGCAGACCCUUACCUAUGCUCUCAAGCGCAGCUUCAAGGAAUUGGGGCUGCUGCUCAUGUACCUGGCGGUGGGCAUCUUUGUCUUCUCCGCUCUGGGCUACACCAUGGAGCAGAGCCACCCCGAGACCUUAUUUAAGAGCAUCCCUCAGUCCUUCUGGUGGGCCAUCAUCACCAUGACGACCGUUGGCUACGGUGACAUCUACCCCAAGACCACACUGGGCAAGCUCAACGCAGCCAUUAGCUUCCUGUGUGGGGUCAUUGCCAUUGCCCUGCCCAUCCACCCCAUUAUUAACAACUUCGUCAGGUACUACAACAAGCAGCGGGUCCUGGAGACAGCAGCCAAGCAUGAGUUGGAGCUAAUGGAGCUCAAUUCCAACAGCGGAGGAGAGGGUAAGACUGGGGGCUCCCGGAGUGACCUGGACAACCUCCGACCAGAGCCUGCAGGAAUGGAGGGGCCUGGGUGGAGCAGCCGGCUGAAGAUCUCCCACAGUGAUACUUUCAUCCCCCUCCUGACUGAAGAGAAGCACCACAGGACCCGGCUCCAGAGCUGCAAGUGA
Orycteropus afer afer is the source of this 1485-nucleotide messenger RNA. It is a transcript of the gene KCNF1, whose product is annotated as potassium voltage-gated channel modifier subfamily F member 1. Bases 1 to 1485 code for a protein of 494 amino acids. The record is from RefSeq and is a predicted model, not a curated record. Gene Ontology annotation, cellular component: membrane; voltage-gated potassium channel complex. Gene Ontology annotation, biological process: protein homooligomerization; potassium ion transmembrane transport. Gene Ontology annotation, molecular function: voltage-gated potassium channel activity. The transcript has a single exon. NCBI's taxonomy places the organism in Eukaryota, Metazoa, Chordata, Mammalia, Tubulidentata, Orycteropodidae.